AUGGGGGUAGUGGGGCCCUUCAAGGUAGUGACCGUCGGGGAUGGUAUGGUGGGAAAGACGUGCAUGCUCAUCACCUACGCCCGGAACGAAUUCCCAACCGACUACGUUCCGUGUGUGUUCGACAAUCAUGCGUGCACCAUCAAAUUUGGUAGACGAAACUACUCCCUGACACUGUGGGACACGGCUGGCCAGGAGGAUUACGAGCGAGUUCGACCGCUCUGCUAUCCAGGUACCUCCUGUUUUCUCGUCUGCUACUCCAUAUCGAACCGAACGUCGUACAAAAACGUGCUGUCGAAAUGGUGGCCUGAGAUCAAGACACACCUGCCAAAAACACCAAUCGUACUCGUAGGCACGAAGAGUGAUGAACGACGUCGAAAAAGAGGAAAGUUUGUCACCCCGGACGAGGGACUACAGUUGAAGAGACAAAUUAACGCACAUGCAUUUGUAGAAUGCUCGGCAAAAGAAAAACAUAAUCUCGAGAAAGUGUUCGAAUGUGUAGUUCUGGCUGCUGAAAAAGCACACUGCAGUAGACGAUGUUGCACGUUGCUUUAG
Messenger RNA from Anopheles coustani, 552 nucleotides. Its product is annotated as ras-like GTP-binding protein RhoL. Lineage: Eukaryota; Metazoa; Arthropoda; Insecta; Diptera; Culicidae. The coding region runs from base 1 to 552 and encodes 183 amino acids. Gene Ontology annotation, biological process: small GTPase-mediated signal transduction. The transcript has 3 exons. The record is from RefSeq and is a predicted model, not a curated record. Gene Ontology annotation, molecular function: GTPase activity; GTP binding.